GUUCAAGUGAUCGUGGUCCUUUUUUUCUUUGCGCAGCGUUCACCAAUAUGGUGCACAUGUUUGUGUUGCAGUUCCACUGACCUUGGUACUGAACCGCUUCAAGGAAUUCGUCUCAUUUGCUAUGUUGAGUAUCAGCUCCGUUAUCAAUAUUUGGAAGCCGCAGGCAUAACAGUCACCACGACAGGCGCAAUAGUGGUGGUACACGGAUUGCACAACGACACAACCUGACCUGUGCGCGGUAAUCUCCAAAGUCUUACUGCGGAGCAAAUGCUCAGUAUACAUUCAGCCGCCAACGGAAUCAUCGGUAGCAAGCAGCGGAACAGUAACCAUAGAACCAUGAACUCUCUUGGCAGUUGCACGUUGGUGCUGCUGUUGCUACUAGCAACCGCAUACGGUGCGUUCGACCAGUCAGCUUUUACCAAUGGCCCAAAGUGUUCGAAUGAAAACGUAUCUGGAAUGUGUCUUCCACAAGCGUGUUGUCCGGAUGCCAACAAUUCCAUAAUUUCCUCUGGCGAGUAUCGGGAAGGCAAUAUUUGUUGUUACCUUGCGGCACCUUUUAAACCGUGUAUGGAAGGAAAAGGUUUGUGCCUUCCGGUUGGCUGUUAUCCGAACGAGAUGGAUAUGAUCGAAGUGAAGGAGCGUUACAACGAGUGCGCCACGUCUGAAACUUGUGAAAUCGUGAAGCCAACGUGCACUAUGCAGAAUUCGACACCGACAACGUGUGGCCUACGGGGGAACAUCCGCGAGAGCACGGACAUUCGUGCGAACCGUUGGGAGUUUCCCUGGAGUGUGGCCAUAUUCCGGGUCACCACGAUGUUCGGUAGGCCAUUUAACGUAUUUCUUUGCGGUGGAACACUUCUCGAGGAUCGUAAAAUCGUGACCAUCGCUGAAUGCGUCGAUCAAGAGCGAACCGGCCAGUUACGGGUACACCUUGGUCGGUGGGAUAUGGGCGCUAGGAGUGAAGAGUGUAGCCAGAUACUGCGCAUAACAAAGAUAGUCAUCCACAAGAACUACAAUGCAAUAUCCCGGAAGAACAACAUUGCGCUGCUGCUGCUGAAUAGCGACAUUAUUCAGUGGUACUCAUCGGUGAAUCCCAUAUGCCUGCCAACAACGGCCAUGAGCGGUCAAUCCGAUCCUUGCUACAUCGUCGGAUGGGACACGAUGCCUACACUAUCGGUCAACUAUUUGCUCAAGUUCAAAGUAAAGACGAGCAAAUCCUUACAAGACUGCCAGAAAUCUGUACAAACGAACUAUCCAUCGUUGGCGUACGAGCUGUCCCCGGAGCACGGCUGUGCGUCAGUCGUGAAACCAAUGGACAAACACUAUCCCUGUGAGCGUGUGACCGGUUCGGGGUUAGUUUGCAAAUCCAGCGCUACGGCCCAGUACUACCUGCGUGGCGUGGCCUUGUCCGCAUUGCGCAACUGUUCACUCUCCAGCAUCAAUGAUCUGUUCGUGGAUGUCAACAAGUACACCGGUUGGAUACGUAAUACGCCAGAAGGUUAAUAAAUCGA
Molecule: messenger RNA, 1511 nt
Organism: Anopheles darlingi
Lineage: Eukaryota; Metazoa; Arthropoda; Insecta; Diptera; Culicidae
Product: phenoloxidase-activating factor 2-like
Exons: 2
Coding region: 268-1503 (411 amino acids)
Biological process (GO): proteolysis
Molecular function (GO): serine-type endopeptidase activity
Source: RefSeq, a predicted model, not a curated record